AUGAGACUCCUGGGCUUCCUCCUCCUGGCCCACCGGGCGCUGGCCGACGUGGCCUUCCUGGCGCCCUCCGCACCCACGGCGCGAGCGCCGAGCGGUCUCAUUCCUUCAGUCAUUCGCGAUGCGGAGCUGCCCGUGCCGCCCAAGCAGGCUGCCUCAACAGGCAUGAGCACGGCACUGCUGCUUGGUGCCUCUGCCGUGGCUUUGGCUCUGGCACGUCGCCGAGCCAACCUGUCUAGACGGGUCUGGACCUACCAGCCCAUCGAGGAGAAGAUCUGCCCGGGCUUGGGUAAGGAGGCGGCGUCUGGACCCCUUUGGCGCCAGUACAUGAAUCUGCGCCGACAGUCCAAAUCACCAUACGGCCGAAAGGUCAAGUAUCUCAAGCAGCAGCGAAUUCUCCGCGACCACAAUGUCUGGUGGGCAACGUACGGCAAGUGGAACGUGUGGAACCCCAACCCGGGCAUCAAGAGCAACUACACGGGUCCAGACUCGCAUCCGGACAAUCCAGACUUCCCUGCGCCCAACAGCGGGCUGCAGGCCUUUGGCAGCGUCUCUGUCGCUUCUUUGAGCACUCGCAGCUCCUUUGUGGCCGGCAGGGUGCCAACGAUGGGCUCUGCCAAGCGAGCAGUCCUUUCGGCUUCCCGAGCUCGGUCCGGGCUGGUGAUGAAGGCCCACAAGAAGGCAGCUGCAAGUACCAAGAACCAGGGCAACACACGCAAUCCUCAUCACUGGGGCGUCAAGGCAUUGAGUGGCAAGGCUGUGAAGUGCCGCCAGCGGCUUGUGAAGCAGCGCGCCAUGAACUGGUACCCUGGGAACAAUGUGAAGAUGUGCAAGGACAUGUCGCUGAUUGCCCUGAAAGACGGCAUCGUGCAGUGGCGUGGCGACUACCGUCACAAGGAGGUCAGCGUUGUGCCCUGGGAGUAUGUGACGAACAAGUGCCGAUGGUCUACCUCGAGCACUCUGGCACCCCAGAAGUACGAGCCCUGGAUGGGCACCAACUUCGAUCGUUACAGCGACAAGUGGCCCAUCCGACAGAUGUUUGAAGAGUGGAAGGAGACAGAGGAGGGAAAGGCUUGGAUCGCCAAGAAAGAGGAAAAGAAGGCCCGACAACAGCGCGAGCCCGCAAGCGUGUGCCAGACAAGCCUGCUUCAUCUCUUUCGUUCCGGGACGUGGUCUGUUAAAUGUGCUGCUCCGCCUAAAUCGGUUGGUCAGCUUAAGCUGUUUAUGGUCUCAGGUACGGUUCAAACUCUAGUAUCAGCACGGUUUUUCAAUUUGCUGAUGGUAGCACGUGGCUGUGUGCAGUGGCGAUGCUCACUGCGCGUGCGGGUGCGAGGCCAAGCAGAAAGAGAUCCAGAAGAAAAUUCGGUGCCCCUGCUGAGAUUGGAGCAGGGUGAAGGUUUUUUGGUUUCGCCGGGAGGAUCCGGGAGGUACGGACACAAGUGA
Molecule: messenger RNA, 1440 nt
Organism: Symbiodinium necroappetens
Lineage: Eukaryota; Dinophyceae; Suessiales; Symbiodiniaceae
Source: the annotation of a GenBank genome assembly